AUGGAAGUUCGUACAGAGCGUUUAGACCGCUACAAGCAUCCCGAGGAGGCAGUUGAGCCUGAGGUGGUCGCUCGUAAACGCCGUAAAAUCACUGUCUACGAAGCCGUCGCUGGCAAAGCUGGCUACGAGAGUCUUCUCCCAAGCGAGAAGCGGACUGCUACAAAGUAUCGAGACACCCAAACAAAUUCCUUGCAAUCUGUACCGCCAGACGAAGUCUUGUUCCGCCGUCAAGGAGCCCCUGAGCGCUAUGAAGAAUCCGACGUCUACAAGGCUCCCCAUCCAACCACUCCUUUACCAGAUUCUGACCUACUCAAAUCUCUACACCCUUAUGCAUCCGAAUUUUACUCAAAGGCCGCUCCGGACAAGGGCCAGAUCGAUUUCCAAUCUCUGGACGAGACUGCUUUGCUUGCUUUGGGCAUACUGCUGGAAGAGACAGCUGCCCUUCACCUCGGCGAGACUGGUCAUUCUGCCUUCAUCGAAGACGAGAAUGAGGACAUUAUGACUGGUAAGCGGGAGUACUGGGAUGGUGUGAGAUGGGUGAGGAGUGUCAUCGAAAAGAAGCCUGCCGGCUCCUGA
This is a messenger RNA of Aureobasidium vineae, 576 nucleotides long. The record is from the annotation of a GenBank genome assembly. Lineage: Eukaryota; Fungi; Ascomycota; Dothideomycetes; Dothideales; Saccotheciaceae.